GCGUUUCGAUUGUCUCACUUUUUCCGAGGUGAGCGAAUUCGUUAAUUAGGGUUUUUCUCUGAAAUAUUAAAAGAAAAAAAAAUCGAAGAUGAUCGAGGUGGUAUUGAACGACCGGCUAGGGAAGAAGGUGCGCGUGAAGUGCAACGACGACGACACGAUCGGAGACCUUAAGAAGCUAGUCGCGGCCCAAACCGGAACUCGGGCCGACAAGAUCCGUAUCCAGAAGUGGUAUACGGUUUACAAGGAUCAUAUUACUCUCAAAGAUUACGAGAUCCACGACGGUAUGGGCCUCGAGCUUUACUACAAUUAAAUUUUUUUUAUGUAAGCUGCGUGGUCUUUGUUUGAACAAGCUUUAAAUUUUAUGUAUGAAUGUAAUAUAAUCGUGGAUGAUGGUAUUUACUUCUUCUUUUUUAAUAUUAAUGGAGGAAAAUAAGUUCUUGGA
Messenger RNA from Gossypium raimondii (Peruvian cotton), 442 nucleotides. Its product is annotated as ubiquitin-like protein 5. The record is from RefSeq and is a predicted model, not a curated record. The transcript has a single exon. NCBI's taxonomy places the organism in Eukaryota, Viridiplantae, Streptophyta, Magnoliopsida, Malvales, Malvaceae. Gene Ontology annotation, cellular component: nucleus; cytoplasm. The coding region runs from base 89 to 310 and encodes 73 amino acids. Gene Ontology annotation, molecular function: protein binding; protein tag activity. Gene Ontology annotation, biological process: mRNA splicing, via spliceosome; protein modification process.